AUGACCAGCGACAAGACGUCGUUUGCGUUCAUCUCUGCCCGCGACCGCUGGCCGGUCAUUAUUACGCAAGCCAUCGACGACGUCUACCGAACGAUCACCCAGACCAACGACCAAGCCAAGGUCGACGAGGGCAAGAAGAUUGUCGAGGAGCUUGCCAAGCUCAAGUAUGAGCUGCAACACAACCGCCAGUUGACGCCCAUCCAAGAUGACGGAAAGCCAGAUAUAGCACUCUACAAUCAAGAGCUGGAGAAGCUUGGGCAGGUCGCAUGGUUCAAUGUUCCAUGGCUGUACAGCGAAUGCUACCUCUACAGGCGCAUCGCGACACACUUCAGCCUAUCGCAGCACUGGAAAUCCUACGACAUCUUUGCCCGGCAGAAGAUGAACACGUUCCGGUCCUCUCGGCCGGCUGUUGUAGAAUUGGCCGCCCGGUACAAGGACCUCGUCACUCAGAUCCACAACGACAAGAGCAAGACCGGCCCCGAGGCGGACGAAGCGCAAAAGAUUCUCUUCUACGAGAUGAUGGAGAUCUGUCUGUGGGGAAAUGCCACUGACCUGUCACUCUUGACGAGUCUGACGUACGAAGAUAUUCAAAAGCUGCAGGGCUCCGAGGCACGCAAGGCCAGCGAGAAGAACAUCUUGAUCAACGACCUGGACAAGGCUUUUGAUGUUCUACGCAAGGCGCGCGACGAGGGCAAGAAGGAGCGACGCGUCGACAUCGUCCUCGACAAUGCUGGUUUUGAGCUGUAUGUUGAUCUGAUCCUGGCGGGAUAUCUCCUUUCCGCCGGCCUCGCGACCAACGUGGUUCUGCACCCCAAGGACAUUCCCUGGUUCGUGUCCGACGUCUUACCCGGCGACUUUGCUGCCCUGCUCAGUGCCCUUGCGAACCCCAAGAACUUCUACGAGACGCCCUCGGAUGACGAGAAGCACCAGGAUAAGGUCCCCGAGCCCUUGGGCGAGAAGGAGGCCGGUGAACUCUCGUUCCUCUUCCAAGAAUGGGCAGGAUUCCACGCCGAAGGCCAGCUCACCAUCCGCCCCAAUGCUUUCUGGACUCACGGCGGCAGCUUUUGGAGGCUGCCAGCCGAGAAGAACCUGGUUGAGGAUCUCAGGGCUAGUGAAUUGGUCAUUUUCAAGGGAGAUUUGAACUACAGAAAACUGACUGGCGACGCUGCCUGGGAUCCCACAACGCCUUUCACACAGGCCAUUGGCCCGCUCGGCCCUGGAUCUGGUCUCAAUGUUCUUGCACUCCGUACCUGCAAAGCAGAUGUCGUGGUUGGACUGAAGCCUGGCCAGGAUGAGGAGAUUCGUGCAACUGAGGGUGGAGGCGGUGACAGCGGGGCCCGGAAAUGGGCUUGGAGCGGCAAAUGGGCCGUAGUGUCGUUUUCUGGAGGCAAAUGA
Molecule: messenger RNA, 1395 nt
Organism: Pestalotiopsis fici W106-1
Lineage: Eukaryota; Fungi; Ascomycota; Sordariomycetes; Amphisphaeriales; Sporocadaceae
Exons: 4
Coding region: 1-1395 (464 amino acids)
Biological process (GO): DNA damage response
Cellular component (GO): cytoplasm; nucleus
Molecular function (GO): phosphatase activity
Source: RefSeq, a predicted model, not a curated record